GAAACAAGAGAAAUGAGAAGAGCUUUCAAAGCGGUGGAUUGCAAGAAACACGCGAACUAUCAAUCUUCAACAUUUGAGAGAUCUCUUAUUAAUCCAUUGAUAGCCAAUUUUACCUUGAGUUCGACUGAACAUAUCAUUCAUUGGUACAACUUCUGUUUGGAUAUAGAUGAUCACUGGCUUUGGAUACAGUCUCACAAACUGCAUCAAGACUUGUGUGUUUUCCAGUGCUACAAGUCUUCCUACGCAUCCAAAAGGCCUGAAGUUCGAAUGUGGGCCUCUCUAAAGUCUCGUCAUUAUACGAGUCUGCAAAGGAGCAUACAUCAUUUGCCGACCAACGACACUUUAUUAAGUAUACAAACAAGAAAUAAUCCCCUUUUGUUCCCCUACCCUCUGUUCAUCGCUAGACAUAAUCAACAUCUUCCGCAUUUUCUCGAGGAACUUCUUGCAGCUUACUCAAUAGUUUCUAGUGUGACAUCCAUGCCAGAGCUAAAACUCAUCUCAAAACAUAAGAUAGUGUUUGUUGCAUUUCCAAAUGUUUCAGAGAAACUAGUAUUGAAUCCACAGACAUGGCAUGGGAACAUUGUCCUCAUAGUGAAAGAAACUGUUCAACGUUAUUUUGGUAUCGAGUUGGUAAUUAAGGGAGCAGAAACAUUCUUAGAAAUGCGCAGAGCCCUAAAAUCACCAUUUCUUUGCUUCGAACAUAUAUUUUACAACACUCGAGCAGCUCAAAGGCCUGAAUCUUACACGCAUUGGCUGUAUUCGAAUGAUGCCAGUGAAAGACUCCAGAAGGUCAUUCAUAUGAAACUCAAGAAGCCAUCAUUUGCACAACUUUCUCCUGAGCCACUCUCAAAAAUAAUUAUGAUACAGAGAAACACAACAAGACGCAUACGGCGAGCUGAAAUAAUGACAAAAGAAUUGGAAAAAGUAUUUGGUGUCAAGGUUUCCAUUAUACUCUUCGAAUAUCUUUCUGCUUUACAACAGGCUCAGUUAAUGCACAGGGUGUCUAUUGUUAUUGCUGCGCAUGGAGCAAGUCUCUCAAAUAUCAUUUUUAUGAAGAGGGGAAGUGUUCUUAUAGAACUAUCUCCAUCUUUAUGCUCGGGAGAGGGCUACUUCGGGGCACUUGCGAAAUUUCUUGGGUUGACCUAUUUCCAUAUUUCAGGCAUGCAUCAAGAGUCCAAUGAAACCAACCAACUCUCACCAAGAAAUGGAUGCAGCAAAGUUUAUCGAUACAAGGACAUUGAUAUUGAGAUGGAAAAACUUUUGCAAGUGGUUAGUGCAGCUAUAAACUAUAUCAGUGAGAGUAAUAAUAAAUAAUUGUUCCUUAACAUACUCUUUGGAUUGUACGGCAGAUAGCAGAACGUCUCUGCGCAGCUGAAUAGAACACAAAAUAUUCCAUGAUAAAAGUGGUAUAGAUUGC
Molecule: messenger RNA, 1417 nt
Organism: Galdieria sulphuraria
Lineage: Eukaryota; Rhodophyta; Bangiophyceae; Galdieriales; Galdieriaceae
Product: transferase, transferring glycosyl groups
Exons: 3
Coding region: 13-1314 (433 amino acids)
Molecular function (GO): glycosyltransferase activity
Source: RefSeq, a predicted model, not a curated record